GUUUUGUGUAGGUGUGAACCCUUUCAGUGUUUGAAUAUGAUAAUAACAGCCAGACCUUCGUUAGUUCAGUGGAGUUUCGAGGGUUGUGCGAUUCACCGUUUCAAGCCUAUAACUUUACCAUGUUUAUCGAAGAUUAGCGUAAGGAUAAAGAGUAAUGAGAGGAGGAUUAAGAUUAAUUGCGGGCUUCGUGCUAGCUACAAGAAGAAGCCACCUUCUAAGGUCAUAUCAAAAGAAGCGAUUCAAGUGAUUCAAGCACUUAAGCUAGCAAAAUCUUCACCGCAGAAAAUAGAUCAAAUUCUAAAAGAAAGGUUCACUAGGCUUCUAAAGGACGAUGUUUUAGAUGUGUUAUCUGAGUUGCAGCGACAAAACUACUUGGAUUUAUCCCUCAAGGUUUUUGAGUUAAUUCGUGAGGAGGAAGGGUAUGGUACGAUGUUAUCAUUGUACUCUGAUAUGAUAAUGUUUUUGGGGAGGAGGAAGAUGAUUGAGGAGGCUGAGGGGAUAUUCUGUGGAGUGAUGGAGAGAGGGUUGAGACCGGAUACGAGGAUGCAUACGGAGAUGAUUGGAGCGUAUAUACAGGUGGGGAUGAUGGAGAAGGCCAUGGAGAGAUACGGUUCCAUGAAGGAAUCGGGGUGCAAGCCAGAUAGGUUGACAUUCAUGAUACUAAUUAGGAACCUUGAGAAGGUUGGAGAUAAAGAGAUGGUGGAGGCUUUGAAAGAAGAGUGUUUUCAGUUUGUGGACUAUCCUGAUAAGUUCAUUCAAGAAGUGGAGCACAAACAGAAACAUGCAAAAAAGAGAUCACUCCAUAUCGCAUAAGCAUGAAAUUUUCCAGAUUUGGAUAGAAGGCUUGGCGGCUGCUUCUUGUUGGAGUGUGUUGUGCAACAAUGCAGCAUUGUUGAAAUGCUGGUUUCAAUUUGUUCAAUUUGCAUCAAAUCCUGAGAAUCAACUAACUUAUAGUUUCUAUGUAUUGUACUGCUGUCUCUUCUAAUCAAUAAGUGACAAUUAAUAUACUAAACUAUGAAA
Molecule: messenger RNA, 1020 nt
Organism: Arachis duranensis
Lineage: Eukaryota; Viridiplantae; Streptophyta; Magnoliopsida; Fabales; Fabaceae
Product: pentatricopeptide repeat-containing protein At1g62350
Exons: 3
Coding region: 37-813 (258 amino acids)
Biological process (GO): chloroplast organization; Group II intron splicing
Molecular function (GO): RNA binding; protein binding
Source: RefSeq, a predicted model, not a curated record